Messenger RNA from Vitis riparia (riverbank grape), 1950 nucleotides. RefSeq names its product cytochrome P450 78A5. Gene Ontology annotation, molecular function: heme binding; oxidoreductase activity, acting on paired donors, with incorporation or reduction of molecular oxygen; iron ion binding. Lineage: Eukaryota; Viridiplantae; Streptophyta; Magnoliopsida; Vitales; Vitaceae. The transcript has 2 exons. The record is from RefSeq and is a predicted model, not a curated record. The coding region runs from base 68 to 1645 and encodes 525 amino acids.
UUUUCGUUUCUCUAUCCUCUUCCCUUGGUGUCUCUCCCUUGGAGCUCUACGGAUCUACCUUGUGAAAAUGUCGUCGGAAAACUACUUUUCGUUCGUUCCGGGAACUGGGUCCUCGCCAGUUCUAAGUUUGGAACUGUUCUUGUGUGUGGUUUUGUUCGUUGGCGUCUUUGGUUUCUGGCUUGUGCCUGGUGGUUUAGCUUGGGCUAUGUCCAAGGCUAAAGCACGUAGCGCCAUUCCUGGCCCUUCUGGGUUACCUCUGCUAGGUCUUGUUUUCGCCUUCACUGGCUCUCUGACUCAUAGGGUUCUGGCCAAGCUGGCUCGUGUUUCUGAAGCUGCGCCAUUGAUGGCUUUUUCGGUUGGCUUUACUCGUUUCAUUAUCUCCAGCCAACCGGAAACAGCCAAGGAGAUUCUGAACAGUUCGGCGUUCGCGGACCGACCAGUGAAGGAGUCGGCUUAUGAGCUUUUAUUCCACCGAGCAAUGGGUUUUGCUCCGUUCGGGGUGUACUGGAGAAAUCUGAGGAGGAUUUCGGCCACCCAUUUGUUCAGUCCGAGGAGAAUCGCUGGUUUCGGGGAGUUUCGGAGGACUAUUGGGUUGAAAAUGGUGGAUGAGAUUAGGGUUUUGAUGGAGAAGAAAGGUGAGGUGAAGGUGAAGAAAGUGUUGCAUUUUGGGUCUUUGAACAAUGUGAUGAUGAGCGUGUUUGGAAGGAGCUACGACUUUGGAGAAGGUGUUUCUAGUGAUGCGGUUGAACUUGAGAGCCUGGUGGGUGAAGGGUACGAACUGCUUGGUAUAUUCAACUGGAGUGACCACUUACCGCUUCUCGGGUGGUUGGACUUGCAAGGAGUGAGAAAGAGAUGCAAAAAGUUGGUUUCGAAGGUGAACGUUUUUGUUUCCAGGAUCAUAGAUGAGCACAGGCUCAGGAGGGUUGGUGAUGGAGAAGUGGGUCGUGAUGGUGAUGACAGUUCAGGCGAUUUUGUUGACGUCUUACUCGAUUUGGAAAAGGAAAGCAGGCUCAGCGACUCUGAUAUGAUUGCUGUUUUAUGGGAAAUGAUCUUUAGAGGGACUGACACGGUGGCAAUCCUGUUGGAGUGGAUUCUUGCAAGAAUGGUUUUACACCCUGAUAUUCAAUCCAAAGCCCAAUCUGAAAUAGAUGCAGUGGUUGGAGCCACCCGGCUGGUGUCUGACUCAGACAUUCCUAAACUCCCUUAUCUCCAUGCCAUAGUAAAGGAAACUCUCCGCAUGCAUCCACCUGGCCCGCUCCUUUCCUGGGCACGCCUUUCCAUUCAUGAUACCCACAUUGGUUCGCACUUCAUCCCUGCAGGCACCACAGCUAUGGUCAAUAUGUGGGCAAUAACACAUGAUGAUGCUGUGUGGGAUGAGCCCUAUGAAUUCAAGCCAAGUCGCUUUAUGGAGGAGGAUGUGAGCAUUUUGGGUUCUGAUCUUAGGUUGGCACCAUUUGGCUCUGGAAGAAGGGUUUGUCCUGGGAAAGCAAUGGGUUUAGCAACUGUGCAGCUGUGGUUGGCUCAAUUGCUCCAAAGCUUCAAAUGGGUUGCUUGUGACUCUGGUGUGGACUUGUCUGAGUGCCUCAAGCUCUCGAUGGAGAUGAAACAGUCCUUGGUUUGCAAGGCUGUUCCUAGGUUCUCUUGAAAUAUGGAUUGAUGAUGGGGUUUGACAAUGAUUUGGGUGUGAUCUCAUCCAUGAUUUUGGAAGCCUUGUAUGGUGAGGUCAAACAGAUUACUUACUAUGGUUUUCCUUAGCGUUUUAAUAUCCUUGUUAUAAGAACAGUACUGUUGUUGGCUUGAAAGGUCGUGGUUGUGUAAUGAAAGUGCUUGGCUCUGGUUAGGUGCGAGAUUGGGUUCUGUAGUUUUAUACCUAGGAAUGGAGGAUCCAUGCAUUGUACAUGGCUUUUUUUGCUUUUAUAUGAAAGCAAUAUUAUAAGUUUGUCUAUUACA